This is a messenger RNA of Amphibalanus amphitrite, 1989 nucleotides long. Its product is annotated as solute carrier family 22 member 7-like. Gene Ontology annotation, molecular function: transmembrane transporter activity. Gene Ontology annotation, biological process: transmembrane transport. The transcript has a single exon. Gene Ontology annotation, cellular component: membrane. NCBI's taxonomy places the organism in Eukaryota, Metazoa, Arthropoda, Thecostraca, Balanomorpha, Balanidae. The record is from RefSeq and is a predicted model, not a curated record. The coding region runs from base 1 to 1770 and encodes 589 amino acids.
AUGUCGCCGCGCGCCGUGAGCGCCGAGCAGCAGUCCGACGAGAAUGGGCUGCAGCGGAGUGACGACUCCGUUCUGUUCGAGGAUGUCUUGGAGCGGUGCUGCGGCACCGGACGCUGGCAGGUGCUUCUGGUCAGCUACAUGUCCGUCAUGUGGCUCAUCUUCCCGUCGUUUACAUUGUCGAUGAUCUUUGUAGGCGCAACGCCGAAGCAUAAAUGUGUCGACGGGUUCGACGUCAACGCCACGUUUGCAGAUCUUCCAGAGGAAGCGCCACGGUGUCACCCUCUCGGCGAUAACAGCUCCUCAUGCACGCGCUGGGCGUUUGACAAGUCCGUGUACGAGUCGACAGUGGUGACCGAGUGGAAUCUGGUGUGCGCGAGGAAGCCGCUGCUCUCCAUGCUGCAGUCGUGGAUGAUGAUCGGCGCCAUUGUUGGGUCCGUGGUCGGCGGGCAACUGUCGGACCGGUUUGGUCGCCGGCCGGUCUUCCUGCCAUCGAUGCUUUUCGUAAUCGCCUGUUCCUUCUCUGCAGCACUGGUGAGCGACUACAUCAGUUUUGCCGUGGUCCGAUGUCUGACGGGGUUUGCCAUGGCUAGCAUGAUCGCCAGCCAGUACGUGCUGGUGACAGAGCUGGGCGGCUGCAAGCAUCGUGCUGCCCUGACAACCGUCACGUACUUACCGUAUGCCUUUGGAAUCAUGCUAGUGGCGGCCGCAUCGUACGGCAUCCGCACGCGCUGGCUGCUGCAGCUGGCGUUUGCCGUUCCGUGUGUGCUGUUCCUGCCCAACUUCUGGCUGAUGCCCGAGUCACCGCGUUGGCUGCUGGUCCAGCGCCGCCUUGAAGAGGCGUGCGAGGUGCUGCGUCAGGGUGCGCACUGGAACCGCCGAAAGAUGCCGCCCGACGACCAGGUGCUCAAGAUGAUGGAGGACGCGCGGCGGGGACUGCUGGCUCGUGAAGCGGCACUGAAGGGCGACGGCGAAAGGCCCGCACUGGAGCGCGCCCUUGACCUGGUGAGAACGCCACGCAUGCGCACUUACACCCUAGCCAGUGCCUAUAUCAGCUUUGCAAUAUCGGGAUCGUAUUACGGCAUCUCGUUCGACAUGACGCAGCUUAGCAGUAGUCCGCACUUGGCCGGCGCCCUCUCUGGGCUGGUUGAGGUCCCCGCAUACCUGAUUUACCCGAUGCUCAACCAUUUCGGUCGCUGUCGCUGUUACGUGUUUUUCCUAUUCUCGACGACAGUGGCCAUGUUUCUCCUGUUUGUCAAGAACGAUGCCACACUAUGGCUUGUGCUAGGUCUGGUUGGCAAACUAAGCAUCUCAUCGGCAUUUAGUAUGCGAAAUUCGUACCUGUCUGAGUACAUGCCCACUCAGCAGCGUGGCCUGGCGCUGGGCGUCAGUCAGAUGGCGGUCCGGGUGGGCGGCGCCGUGUCUCCGUUCGUGGUGGACCUGGUGAGCGAUGUGCACGAGCUGGCGCCGUCGGCCGUGUUCGGCGCCGUGGUGCUGGUGGCCAGCCUGGCGGCGCUGCUGCUGCCCGAGACGGCCGGACGGCCGCUGCCGGAGACCGUGGCGGACGUGGAGACAACCGGACGACCUAUCGCUACGGCGGCAGCAGGAGGGCCGGGUCGCGGCCCGGCACCUGCCGCGGGCAGCGAGAAACCGCCUCCCGGCCGGCCGAAGCACAACGACACAGAGACCGGCGCCCAGGCUGCUGAGGCAAUCGCUGCAACGCAGCGGCUCCAAGGAUCCACCAACAGUGCCCUGAGUCUGAACGACGAAUAAUGGCAUUAUCUACAGAACGACUUCAUACUGCAUGCAGUGUAAUGGAGGCCUGUCAUAAGGGUAGCCAAAUUUGGAAAAUUCGAGUUCAAACAGCGCAGUCUAUAGAGAGAGGUGAUUUAGAGUGGCAAUCAGUUGGUGUUUACUGUUAAUAGUUUGUAAAACGAUGACGUGGCAAUGUCGAAUAUCGAUGCCGUUGCAACACACGUCAUGGGUAGUCGU